This is a messenger RNA of Insectozyma verbasci, 696 nucleotides long. Lineage: Eukaryota; Fungi; Ascomycota; Pichiomycetes; Serinales; Debaryomycetaceae. The record is from the annotation of a GenBank genome assembly.
AUGACUAUUGAUCAUUCUAAUGAUAUGUAUAAUUCAGUUAAACAUUUACCAUUUGCUGAUGGUAAAUUUACUGCAACUCCAAAAUAUCCUCAUCAAUUUGAAAAUUUUAAAUUAUCAAAAACAGAUCAACCUGUUACUUUAUUAAAUAUUCAUAAUACAGAAAUUGAUCAAUUACCAAUUAAUUUACUUAAGGUAUUACAAGAUGAAUUUAAUUAUAUAAUAGAAGAAGGUAAAACCUAUCCUCAUGAAUCAUCAAUGAAUGAUAUAAAUGAAUUUAAAUUAUAUUGGUUCAAACAUUUUGCUUCAAUACUUUUACAAGGAACAUUUACAAAUAUGAAAGAUUUACAAGAUGAUGUUAAUUUUAAUUUUAAAGACAUCUUUCUUGGAACUUUUUACAUUAAACCUAAUUAUAUUGGAAGAUGUUCACAUGUAUGUAAUGCAGGGUUUAUCGUAAAUCAUGAAAAACGAAGAUUAGGUCUUGGUAAAGAAUUAGGUAAGAAAUAUUUACAAAUAGCUCCAAAGUUGGGUUAUAUAUAUUCAGUAUUGAAUCUUGUAUUUGAAACUAAUAUUGCAAGUUUAAAAAUUUGGGAUAGUUUAGGUUUCGAAAGAAUUGGAUAUAUUAAAAAUGUAGCAGUUUUAAAAGGUAAUGACGAUAAAUUAGUAGGAGCUUAUAUGUUUGGUAAAGAUUUACAAUAG